UGUGACAAGUCGACACUUUCCAGUGUGUGCUGUUUUGCAGAGGAACACAUUUUUUUCGCGAGUGUCGGAUUUUUGCCGAAUUUCAAGCGUUUUUCUACACCAAAACUCGAAUUGUUCCGUGUGUGAGCCGUGCGACGCGUGUGGCAACUCUUGGCACCGGUCCAGAUCGUACGUUUGGUGGCGUUUUCCGCGAGUUUCGAGCGAUUUUCUUUUCUCUUUCGGUGUUCCGUCGUCGUCGGGUUCGUCGGUCCGGUUUCGCGUUCCGGGGUUUUCGCGUGUGUGUGUUCGCGCAAGGUUUCGUCGCGUGUCGUCCCGUCCGUGUUCCGAGCGUGUUUGCUCCCGUCACCGGUUUUCAAGCUGAGUCCGUCCGGCAGUUCCCGUUUUGCGUGGAGGAACCGAUUUCAGGAGUCCACUCCGGUCGAACCGAUUAACCGACGAUGGGUAAGGCUAAGAAGGGCAAGAAGGACGCUGCCGCUGCGGCCGCCGGUGCUGGCGAGGACAACUCGGACGUUGAGGUGAAGCAAACCGAGCUGACCGAGGUCGAGGCCGAGAACCGCACCAAUGAUGGCAAGAAAAAGAAGGAGAAAAAGCCCAAAAAGGUGGACAGCGAUGACCAGGACGCGACCGAGUCCGCCGAGGUCGAGGAAGUGACGACCGCCGUCAAGAAGCUGACCGUGGCCGGCAAGGACAAGAAGGGCAAGAAGGACAAGAAGGCGGAAGCGGAUGAUGAUGGGGAGAAUGGGGAUGCUGCUGAUGAAGCUGAUGACGGUGGCAAGAAGUCCAAGGGAAAAAAGAAGGGCAAGGCUGCUGCGGGUCCGGUUGGAUUUUCGCUGUUGAUGGCCGAUGACGAUGAUGAUGAUGAUGGCGGGCAGGAGAAGGACACGAUUCGGGACGAUGACGAUGGCGAUGAUGGUGGGGCGAAGAAGGGAAAGGCCAAGGGCGGCAAGAAGCAACAGGUCAAGGACGAUGACGAUGAACCCGCCCAGAAGGGCGGCAAGAAGGCCAAGAAAGGUAAAAAGAAGAAGGGCGGUGACAGCGAUGACGAGGACAUCGAGAAGAUGCUGGCCGAGCUGGAGUUGGAGUACUCCGGGGUGAAACCGGCCGAGGAACCUGCUGCUGCUGCUGCUCCGGAAGCGGACAAGAAGGAACCGGAGAAAAAGAAGGACAAAAAGGACAAGAAGAAGAAGGAGGACACUCCGCCGGAAGCCGCUGACGAACCGGAACCGGAAGAAGGUGGCGUUCACAUCAAGACGGCGGCGGAGAAGCGCAAGGAAAAAAAGGAACGCCAAAAGAAGGAGGCGCAAGCGGCGAAGCAGGCCGAAAAGGAAUCGGCGGAAGUGACCCCGAAGGAGUCCAAGGAGAGCACGCCGGCACCGGCGGUUCAGGAGCAGCCGGAAGAGGCGGCAGCUGCCGGCGAAGGCAAAAAGAAGAAGAAAAAGGGCAAGAAGGAUGAGGCCGGAGAUGCAGCGGCCGCUCCGGAAGCUGCUGCUGAGGAGAAACCUGCUGCUGCUGCUGUCGAGGCUGCUAAGCCUGGGGGAGAAGCCGGCAAGGAUGAUAAGAAGAAGAAAGGUCCCAACAAGGCUGCGAUCGCGUUGAUGCAGGAACGGCUGAAGGCAAUUCGCGAGGAGGAGGAACGGUUGAAACGUGAGGAAGAGGAGAAGGAACGGCUGGCUGAGGAGGCGGAAAAGUAUCGGUUAGAGCAGCUGAAGCUGGAGCAAGAGAAGAAGGAAAAGAAGAAGCAAAAGGAGAAGGAAAGGAAGGAGCGGCUAAAGGCGGAAGGAAAGCUGCUGACGGCCAAGCAGAAACAGGACCGCAUGCGGGCCCAAGCGAUGCUGGACGCGUUGAAGGCUCAAGGAGUAGAGAUUCCGGAGGUUGGCGUUGAGAAGAAGGUACGACCGGGAACGCGAAUCCGUCCGAAGAAGAAGGACGAUGGCACGAAGGAAGGUGAAUCCAAGGAGGAGAGUCCUUCGCUGGAAGAACAAAAAAAGGCUGAAGCUGAAGCGGCUGCCGCCGAGGCCGCCAAGAAGGCUGAAGAGGUAAAGGAAUCAUGGGAUGCUUCCGACAGCGAGGAGGAGGAGCCGGAACCGGCGAAACCGGAAGUUAAGGAAGCGCCCGCCCCAGUCAAGAAACAGGACAGCAAGAAACAAUCCGAGUCCGAUGACGAUGAGGACGACAGCGAAGACGAUGACGACGAAUCGGACGAUGAAAGUGAAGAUGAGAGCGAUUCCGAGGAGGACAACCGUCCGGAAUCGGAGAAGAUCCGCCAGCGGGCGAUGGAGCGAAUCGCCAAGCGAACUCAGGACGCCCAAAAGAAGCUCUCAACGGACAAUCUACGAGCCGCUGUCGUGUGUGUCCUCGGUCACGUAGAUACGGGCAAGACUAAGAUUCUGGACAAACUGCGCCGCACGAACGUCCAGGACGCUGAGGCCGGUGGAAUUACGCAGCAAAUCGGUGCCACGAACGUCCCCAUUGAUAACAUCAAGGAGCAAACCAAGUUCGUCAAGGGCUACGGCGAUACCAACUUCAAGCUGCCGGGACUGCUGAUCAUCGACACGCCCGGGCACGAGUCGUUCAGCAACUUGCGAAACCGUGGUUCGUCCCUCUGCGAUAUCGCCAUCCUCGUUGUCGACAUUAUGCACGGUCUCGAACCGCAAACCAUCGAAUCGAUCAACCUGCUCAAAGCCAAGCGAACUCCCUUCGUGGUCGCCCUCAACAAGAUCGAUCGUCUGUACGACUGGAACACCAUGAACCGCAAGGACGUCCGCGACAUCCUGAAAGCACAAGCUUCCAACACUCAGCUCGAGUUCACCCAGCGCACCAAGGAGGUCAUCGUCCAGUUCGCCGAGCAGGGUCUCAACGCCGCCCUGUACUACGAAAACCCCGACCCCAAAACGUACAUCUCGCUCGUCCCCACCAGCGCCAUCACCGGCGAAGGUAUGGGCAAUCUGCUCUUCCUGAUCGUCCAGUCCUGCCAGAAGCAGCUCGCCAAACGGCUCAUGUUCAGCGAAGAUCUCCAAGCGACCGUCCUCGAGGUGAAGGCCAUCCCCGGCCUGGGAACCACAAUCGACGCCAUCCUCAUCAACGGUAAGCUGCGCGAGGGCGACACCAUGAUCCUGGCUGGCACGGAAGGCCCCAUCACGACCCAGAUCAAGGCGCUGCUGAUGCCGCAGCCGAUGAAGGAGCUGCGCGUCAAGAACGCCUACAUCGAGCACAAGGAGGUGGUGGCGGCGCAGGGCGUCAAGAUCGCCGCCAAGGAGCUGGAGAAGGCGAUCGCCGGGUUGAACCUGCAGAUCGCCCAGAAGCCGGACGAGGUGGAGAUUUGUCGGGACAUUGUGGCGCGUGAUUUGAAGUCGGUGCUCAGUAGCAUCAAGCUGAGCGAACGCGGCGUGUACGUGCAGGCUUCGACGCUUGGUUCGCUGGAGGCGCUGCUGGAGUUCCUGAGGACGUCCAAGAUUCCGUACUCUGGUAUUCGAAUUGGUCCUGUGGUGAAACGAGAUGUCAUGAAGGCGUCCACCAUGCUCGAGCACGAGAAUCAGUACGCCACCAUCCUCGCCUUCGACGUCAAGGUGGAACGUGACGCGCAGGAACUGGCCGACAGUCUGGGCGUGAAGAUCUUCCAGGCCGACAUCAUCUACCACUUGUUCGAUAAAUUCAUGGCCUAUCGGGACGAGAUCAAGCAGCGCAAACGCGAGGAGUUCAAAACGAUCGCGGUGUUUCCGUGCAAACUUAAGAUAUUACCCCAAUUCGUGUUCAACUCUCGUGAUCCAAUUGUGAUGGGUGUCAUAGUGGAGGCCGGAGUGGUCAAGGAGGGAACGCCGAUUUGUGUGCCAACUAAAGAGUUUGUUGACCUGGGCGUGGUGACGUCGAUCGAAGCUAAUCACAAACAAAUUGAGACUGCCAGGAAGGGACAGGAGGUCUGCAUCAAGAUCGAGCCGAUCCCGGGCGAAACGCCCAAGAUGUUCGGCCGACACUUUGAGGAAACCGAUAUGCUAGUUAGUAAGAUAUCCCGUCAAAGUAUUGACGCCUGCAAAGACUACUUCCGUGACGAUCUGCUAAAGUCGGACUGGGCGCUGAUGGUGGAGCUGAAGAAAACGUUCCAGAUUCUGUAGUGUGCUGGCCGCCGCCGCCGCCCCGCGAUGGAUGAUUUGUUUUUUUCGACUUUUUCACACGGUAAAUUCGUUUUAUUUUUAAACAACAACAUUGUUUUGCAUCGAGUCCGAUCCAAUUGAGCGAAAGCAGCAGCAGACGGUUUCUUAGUUUUUAGAUUAGAUAUCUUUUCCAAUUGUUUGUUUUGCUUUCUUUCUUCUUUUUUGUUUCGUUUCGUUUCGAUUAGCCAACCAAUUGUAAUUUUUACUUAAAAUCACAACAUUGUCUAGGUAUUUAAUCAAUUGUUUGACAUCAGUUUGAUUCGGGGAGAAACUUUGCGGAGUUUGUUUCGUUGGUAGAUGGUAGAAUGAUUGCAGGAGAGGACAUUGUGAUUGCCCCUUCCCCAAGCGGAACGGUUGGGUGAACGUGAUUGUAAAGUUUCUAAAGGUGAAGAAUGAUGAGUAAAAUCUUGUAAUAAAAGAAACAAUUUAAACAAAA
This is a messenger RNA of Culex pipiens pallens (northern house mosquito), 4584 nucleotides long. RefSeq names its product eukaryotic translation initiation factor 5B (gene eIF5B). The transcript has 9 exons. NCBI's taxonomy places the organism in Eukaryota, Metazoa, Arthropoda, Insecta, Diptera, Culicidae. The record is from RefSeq and is a predicted model, not a curated record. Gene Ontology annotation, molecular function: translation initiation factor activity; GTP binding; GTPase activity. The coding region runs from base 438 to 4109 and encodes 1223 amino acids.